AUGAUCUACCAGGACGCACUUUCCGACGGGCGCUCCAGGAGCAGGGCGCUGGUGCCUGGCGGCUCACCUAGUGUUCCGCGCCCCCGCAGCUUCGCCAUCACAGACCUGCUGGGCCUGGAGGCUGAGGUGCCCGCGCCUUCCGACCCCGGGCCAGGAUCUGGUUGCGAGACCUCCCCGGCCGCAUCCUGCACGGGUCCGGGUGUAGGGAGCUCCUGCCUGGCGCGCGGGGCCCUCCCACUGGGGCUCGGCCUUCUCUGUGGUUUCGGCGCUCAGCCUCCUGUGGCUGCUCGGGCGCCCUGCCUGCUCCUAGCCGACGUGCCAUUUCUUCCACCAGGAGCGCCUGAGUCCGCUGUCCAGCAAGCCCCAGGUGGUCCGGCUCCCCACUUCAGCAGCCAGAAGAGCAGCGAGAGCGUCUCGACGUCCGAUGAGGAUAGCCCAUCUGAAGACAGGUGUGGCCUGAAACUGUCCCCUACUCCUGGCAAGAGGAAGAAGAGGCGGCACAGGACUGUUUUCACUGCCCACCAGCUGGAAGAACUGGAGAAGGCAUUCAGUGAGGCCCACUACCCUGAUGUGUAUGCCCGGGAAAUGCUGGCCGUGAAAACUGAGCUUCCAGAAGACCGAAUACAGGUCUGGUUUCAAAAUCGGAGGGCCAAGUGGCGGAAGCGGGAGAAGCGUUGGGGUGGUAGCAGCGUGAUGGCUGAGUACGGCCUUUAUGGGGCCAUGGUGCGACACUGCAUCCCACUGCCAGACUCCGUCCUCAAUUCCACCGAGGGUGGCCUGGUUGGUUCCUGUGCACCCUGGCUCUUGGGGAUGCAUAAGAAAUCCACAGGGAUGAUAAGGAAACCGGGAAAUGAAGAAAAGCUGACAGGACUCUGGGACUCAGACCACCUCCAGGAAGGUUCUAGAAGACUGGCAGGAUCCCAGAGAGGCUCAGAUGAAGCCCGCCCUGAGAAUGGCUUGGAAGAUGUGGCUAUUGAUCUCUCCAGCUCUGCUCGGCAGGGGACCAAGAAAGCACACCAGGGCAACAGUGCCCUAGGAUGCUCAGACUCCUCCAGGCUGAAGGGGCUCCAGCCAGGAAAGGUAGGAGCCUGA
Mustela lutreola (European mink) is the source of this 1092-nucleotide messenger RNA. RefSeq names its product visual system homeobox 1 (gene VSX1). The record is from RefSeq and is a predicted model, not a curated record. Gene Ontology annotation, molecular function: transcription cis-regulatory region binding; DNA-binding transcription factor activity, RNA polymerase II-specific. The transcript has 5 exons. Gene Ontology annotation, biological process: regulation of DNA-templated transcription. Gene Ontology annotation, cellular component: nucleus. NCBI's taxonomy places the organism in Eukaryota, Metazoa, Chordata, Mammalia, Carnivora, Mustelidae. The coding region runs from base 1 to 1092 and encodes 363 amino acids.